Messenger RNA from Callorhinchus milii (elephant shark), 1624 nucleotides. Its product is annotated as deleted in malignant brain tumors 1 protein-like. The record is from RefSeq and is a predicted model, not a curated record. Gene Ontology annotation, cellular component: membrane. The transcript has 5 exons. The coding region runs from base 13 to 1314 and encodes 433 amino acids. NCBI's taxonomy places the organism in Eukaryota, Metazoa, Chordata, Chondrichthyes, Chimaeriformes, Callorhinchidae.
AGUCUGCGGCUGAUGAAUGGCAGCAGCCCGUGCGCCGGGAGAGUGGAGGUUUACCACAGAGAACAAUGGGGCACAGUGGAUGGCACUGACUACAAAGAUGAUCUGUCCUGGGAUAUGAAGGCCGCGGCUGUGGUGUGUAAUGAGUUGGGCUGUGGAGGGGCGCUGUCAGCAUCAGGAGACGCCCAAUUUGGGAGGGGCUCAGGCUACAUUGUGACAUAUGGUGUUCACUGCAGAGGGAGUGAGUCUACUCUGAGGGAGUGUCACUCGGGGAACUGGAGUCACUAUUCACUGUCACACUCCUUUGAUGCCGGUGUCAUCUGCUUAGGAGGUAAACCACCCAGACUGGUGAAUGGAGGCAGCCGCUGUGCGGGGAGAUUAGAGCUGUACAGCAAUGACACUUGGGCGACACUUUGUGGCGAGAACCUGAACACGGAAAUUGCAGUACAUAUUUGCAAACUUUUGGGUUGUGGAUUUGCUGUAUCAGUCUUAGGUAACGCUCGCUUUGGAGAAGGAUCGGGUCGUGUGGUUGGUCGGCCAGACUGCGGACACGGACAGGACAUUGGCAUAACCUGUUCAGACCAGACUGAGUUACGGCUGGUGAAUGGAUCUCACUCCUGUUCGGGCCGGGUUGAGAUGCUGUUUAUGGGGCUGUGGGGCACAGUGUGUGACGAUAAUUGGGAUUUGGCUGACGCUGAUGUUGUUUGUUCGGAGCUGGGCUGUGGGCCGGUGAUCGCUGCGGUGACCAGUGCGAUGUUUGGAAAAGGAAAAGGUCAGAUCUGGCUCGAUGACGUGGCCUGUGUCGGUAAUGAGUCCCACCUGUGGCGAUGCCCCGCGAGAACCUUGAGCCAACACAACUGUAAUCACGGCGAGGACGCAGGUGUGGUGUGUAUGGAUCGGCUCCGGAAACCCACCCUUUCUCUGAAACUAGAUUCCCGGAUGUUUGUGAGAGGAGAAUUCGCUGAGAUCUCAUGUUCUGGGAAUUAUCCUGGCAGCAAUUUCUCUUUAUACAGAGACGGCGAGUUUAUCACAUCACAUUCAACUCCAGGGAAUACUACCAUAGCAAUAUUCACCACAUCGGAGAUCAGUAGAGGUCAUUACUGGUGUAAAUAUACCAUACGCGUAGACGGCCGAGAGUUCGCAUCACCAGAGAGUGACCGAGUGGGAAUCACUUUGCGGGAUUCCUGGUCUACACAGACGAAAUUGAACGUUGCUUGCCUCACCAUGACGAUCGCAUUGUCUCUAGUAAUUCUUGUCCUGGUCCAGAUAGAAUGCAGACCAAUAAAAAUACACAGCUGUCAAGAAAAGGUUAUAUGAGAAACUUGCUGACAUCUCCACUUAUCUCCUCAAAACUCUCAGAAUCCAUUCCGUCUUCAUCUUAAACUCUGCUUCAGGCCACAGCAUUUUCUCUUGGUAUAAUUUACUACGUAUUCCUUUGCCUAGCACACCUUGAUCCACUCACUUUCCAGUUCUGUGUCUUUCUCUUUACCCUCCUUUGGGAGGUAAAUUGGGCACGUUUAGGUCUGAGCGACAAAAUGCACCUGACAAUAGUAACAAUUCCCUAAUUUGAUAUUGAAGCUUUCUCAUCAGGAAAACGUCUCAAGCACAUUUCAUGAUGUAUUGUCCA